Messenger RNA from Heterobilharzia americana, 2853 nucleotides. NCBI's taxonomy places the organism in Eukaryota, Metazoa, Platyhelminthes, Trematoda, Strigeidida, Schistosomatidae. The record is from the annotation of a GenBank genome assembly.
AUGGAUUAUUUAUUACCAAUGUGUCAGGGUCGUAUAAAACCUGGGGAAUUACCGAUCAUCAGUCCGAGAACCAUUUACUUUUUUGUUUGUUCAGCCUAUACAGAUUUCUCCGUGGAAAGGUGUAUUUUACAAGAAAGUGUAUAUUAUGAUAUACGUAAAUACUCACAAGAAAAAUACGGACUUGAUGUUUGUUUCAUCGAUCCAAGACCGCUGGAAGAUACACUACCAUUGGAGCCACUUGGAUAUGUUGAAUUAUUUCGAAAUCUCAGCCUACAAUACUGUCGUAACGACCUGAACUGCUGUCCAAUAAUACUACUGGGACAAAGGCAUGGUCUACCACUAUUGCCAAAGCGGAUACCUGCCAGUAUAUUUGACUGUUUGACACAUCGGAUGAAACAGAAGGCCUCAAAUCUCUGCUACACAAUCCUUCAAGAAAUCGACUUGACGAGGUGGUAUCAUCUAGAUUCCAGUGUAGUCGGUGAACCUCAGUGGUGUUUAAAUUCGAUGGACUAUCUUGGAAAUAAAUUAGAAAAUCAGCCCGUUGAAAAUCGUAAGAAAAUAAUUGAAGAGUGGAAUCAAGCCAGGGAUACUAUAGCUUGGAUCUUUUAUCACAUUGGAAAUCUGUGUUUACGUGAAAACCUGAUAACAGAACAAGAUUUCAACAUGUUGUUUUUAACAGAAUUUCCUUCUACACUGUCUUCGUUGAUUAAAUCAACUGAGGUUAAUUAUGAUAAUUUUAUGGAUUACCAGACACAAACACAUUCUGAACUGAUUCCGGUGAACACUGAUUGGAUAUUUUCAGACCCAGCUGUGUUGCACAGAGAAAUUAUUGAUAUUCAGCACUACAUAAAGGAGGAACAAAGUAUAAGAAAGUUUAUUGAUAUUAUGCCUCAACUAACAUCUGAUCCAAAUAUAACAAUGGUUAAUUUUCUCCCUUCGAAUGUGUUGAAGCACCAAUCGUCCAUAAAUCAUCUUCUUCAAGGCAAUUUACAGACAUUGACAAAACGGUUACUUCAAAAGAUCACCUACAGUAAUGCAUCAUUUGAAGAUCAAGUAAUGAAAGUACUCUGGAGAUCUCCUCAUGGUAUUGAUCGCAAGUUCCAUGCAGAUUAUCUCAGUGAAUUUGUAUCACGUGUCAGGAAACUCGCCCAUGAUGCAAUCGAUAGAAGAGCAAGUACUAAAACGGCCUUAAUGUUACCUAACCUAUCACUUGGUUCGUUCAAGUCACAUCAUACAGAGAUUGCUGUUCCACUUUUACAUUCACAAGAGGAAGCCGACAGCCCAAUUUCCGUGCCUGAAGCAACAAUCAUUUUACCACAGAUCCAGAAUGAACAUACUUAUGCAGCAAGAGAAUUUCAAAAACGUAUCACGUUGUGGGAUAAUGUAUGGAAUGCACUGAACUACGUUGACUGGCUAAUACCCAUUGGCAGUUCAUACAAAAAUGAAAUAGAGACUUUAUUAUGUUACGUAGAAGACACUGACCCAGCAGCUCAAGUUCCAAUGUUAGUUUACAGUACCUCUGAGGUCACAAAUAAGACAGAUGAAGAACAGUUCUGUCUGGCAAACGCUGUUGCAGCUUGUUGUUUUCAAGAGGUGCAAAGCCGGCUGUCUAUGGAGUCAACCGACUAUCUCAUACUUACUCGAAUAUACACAAAGCCAACUUUGAUUACUGAUGCUUUGCAAGAUUUAGCUGAACAGAUUAGCUUUUCUUUACAGAUCGGUCGAGACUUAUUGAAAGUUACAACUUUAGCCUCCUUCCUGUAUUCAUUAUCAUGUUUAAAGGGAAAACACACUUUAAAAUCAAUGAUCAUUAUAAUUGGUGGCAUAGAUUACCUUGAAGUUGGUGGUUAUCAAGAUUCUAUGGAAGAUUUACUACCUAUCCUGCAAGCUAGUCAACUUCCAAGACGUCUAGCUAGUGGGAUAAAGCUAAUCUUAUCUGGUAAUUUGAAAAUGACAAAACUGAAAGAUGGCGUGAACGAUAAGGAAGAGAAAGGAACCGAAAUCAGUGUUGGUGUUUUAUUACCUACAACCAGUCUAAAUCUAGAAAUAUGUUCAAAUGCUUUAUCAGAAGGAUUUGCAAACUGUAUGCAUAACUUAACUAAAUUAAACUGUUGUCUGAAAAAUGACCAAUUGAUAGGUGUUCAUGAGUUAUUCAAGUUAGUUUCUGAAAGAAAAGACCUCCCGAUUUUAGCCUGUGCUGCAGGUGUAUGCCUGUUGCCAAAUCUAAAGUCACAGAGUAUUACAGGGAAUGACCUAAUGUCCAAACUAACUGACACACAUUUAAACGAUUUUAUCACCGAUUAUGGAAAAUAUUUUGGCUACGAUGCAGUCAAAAAUAUCGUCUGUCUGCUCAUUUCUGUGAGCAACGAAAAACUUUGUGCUCCAGGAGUGACUCUAAAUGAACUGCAAGAAAUUCUAAGUUUAUAUCACGAUGUUCUUUCAGGUGAAGUAAGUGAACAGUGUUCACAAAACAAUUCUCAACUUUGUGAUGCUGCUAGUUUAUUAUUACUGACAUAUUCUUUUGGAAAAAGUUUGACUGCCCGGCUUGGACAUCAGUAUUCAGUGCGCUCAAUGGAUGGAUAUUUUGUCUACAAACUUUCCAUUCGGGACAAACUUGACGUCAGAACUAUGAAUAUGAUCACUAGUUUGUUGAAAAGUUACAUUUCAAGUGAAAAGUUUGGAAAAAAGAAAAAUAUAUCUCCACAAAAACUGGAUAUUGUUCCAUUUCAUUUAAUUUACUUCAGACUUCCAACGUAUUCAAAUGAUUUCUCAAAGCCGGUGGAAAACAACUGUGAUUCACGAAUCUUAGCUUACGAUGUACGUUAUCUUCGACACUCAUCAUUUGUUUAUUAA